This is a messenger RNA of Plodia interpunctella (Indianmeal moth), 3411 nucleotides long. RefSeq lists its product as uncharacterized. Bases 254 to 3325 code for a protein of 1023 amino acids. The record is from RefSeq and is a predicted model, not a curated record. NCBI's taxonomy places the organism in Eukaryota, Metazoa, Arthropoda, Insecta, Lepidoptera, Pyralidae. The transcript is spliced from 6 exons.
GUGUAGAAAACUCGUCGUGUUUUAUUUAACGCAGUGUUAGCCAUGCGCACGCGCCGCCUUCUGCACGACGACGUAGCUGACGUGGGGACUAUUUCGGGACUCGUCUGCCAGAAGUGCCAGUGUACUCACGCUCGCGCUGAUCCAAUACCCGACAGUCCUUUGUCUUGAACAUAUCGCUGGUUACCUAUUUUAAAAUCACGCUGUUUGAUUUUGCGCCGAUGAAAGUGCAUCUUGUUUAUAAAAGUAUUCCAAAAUGGGAAGCGUACUCAGUAGUGCCGCGACGAAGGAGCGAAACACUGAAAACAUCGGAAGUCAACCCACAAUAUUGAGCAAUACGAGUGAUCAAGACAUGGAAAUUGAUGAGGCCGAACAAUUCCAUGAUACCAUCGAUGAAGAUGUCUAUGAUAAUGAAGCACGUGCUAAGGCGAAAGAAGAAGAAAUGGUUGAAUUCAGGAGACAACUUGACAUCAAAAGAGAACAAAGAAGACAGAUUUUAACACGACAUAGGAACGAAAAAGAAGAAUUGGAAAAGGCGUUAGAAAGUGAAAGGAAAUCAAAGAUUGAAUUAUACGAAAGUAAUAAACAGCUUCAUGAAUUGUUAACUAGAAAUAACAUUGAUAUUCCUGAAACACUCCAAAGCAGUAAAGAACAUUCGGAGUUAAGGAACACAAUAUCACAAAUGAAAGAAGAGUUUGAAAAAUUAAGAACCAACAAUAACAAAUUGCGAAAAGAUUUAGCUGAAUCUAAUAGCUCUCUACAAAAUGCAUUUACUGAUAUUGCCGAGUUAAACGCUCAAAACAUUGAGUCGAUGAAACAUAUUACCGCUCUAAAAGAAGUGGUAGCAGUAAGCAAAACUAUGAUCAAUCUUCGCGAACAGCAGUUAACUGAGCUCAAAAAUAAACUUAGUGAAAUUGAGCGGUCACUUGCUGAUAGAGAAACUAGUAUGCUUUCUUCAGACUUGAGACAAGAGUACGAGCGUCAACUACAGAAUAUCCGUACAUUGCGUGGUUUGUAUGAAGAACGUGCUCGAUUAUCUGAAGUGACCAGACAAGGUCUGGUUAGAGAAUUGGAAGAACAGAAAUCACUUUACCAAGCAGAAAAUAUGAAGUGUAAAAGUCUAGCCGCUAAAGUAGAUGAAUUAGAGGCAACAGUGGAUACUUUACAAGAAAAAAUAGAAAACAAAAACAACCAAAUCUCCACUUAUCAGAACGAAACAAAUGGCUUACAAGCUGAAAUGACAGUUGUUAAUAAGCUAUUUUCUCAAGUGCUUUUGGGUUACAAAACUAAACAAGAUUUAGACAAAUUGGUGCAUCGUUUAGAGGAAAAUCAUGGGUUACUGACCCAAAUGGCUGAGAAAGAAAAUGAUUCCGAAGCUUCCACAGCAUUACCAAAACUUUUGUUAGAAAUCGUCAGUCAAGUUGACGAUGGUGAAAAGACCGGACGUGAUGUAAUUGCCCAAACAAGGGAAAAUGAGGAAAAUGUUAUAUCCACUGAAGAUAUGGAAGCAACGAAUUCUUCUCAUACUACUCCCGAGGAAAUAGUAGAAAACCUUCCUAAAGUUUGGAGAGUUCUCAUGGAGCUAUUAAGUCAUCAAAGCGUCGCUGAGGCGAACCCCCCUGAGAAGGUUACAACCUGCUAUAAAUCUGUAGAAACCAAAUCGGGUCCCGUGCUCGUGCCAAGCGUUAGUCAGACUUACAUUAGAUUGAAAGAUCUAAUCAUUGAAAAACUGGGGCUGGUCAAAGAAGUUAAUCGUAUGAAGCAACUUAAUGUACAUUUAGAAACGCGCUUGGAAGAACAAGAGCGUAGAUUGUGUCUCGUCACAUCAGAAUUAAGUAAAACAUGGCACGUCGUUGGGAGACUGAGAAGGCAUCAUCAUCAGCUGCACACGCACGAAAAGAUUUUGAAAUAUGAGCUCCAGCAAAAACGGAAAAUGCUGAAUGAACUAAAGGAAGAAUUAGAAUACUGCAGAGAAAAGUGGAUACAAGCUCGUGAAAAGAACACACAAUCAGAAAAAGACUGGAGAAAACUAAGAGCAGAAUUUUCUAGCAGAACUGCAAAGGAUGGUUCCCCUUCUUGCAAUAACUCUGCAGAAAGUGGGUACAGUGAUGAAAGACCUUCAGAUGACUCGUCAGAAUCAAACGACGAGAGUGAAUACAUAGCAGAGCCUUUGUUGAGAUGCAAGAAAAAGAAUAAGAAAUCUUUUGAAACUAUACUUGAUUCCAGCACUGAUUUGAAUUUAAUCGCAGAAAAAGAAGAUCCCUCUAGUGAUAUGUUAGAUGUUGCUGAUUUACCGCUGGAUAAUCAAGAUGAAAGUCACAAUGAAGAUAUUAUUAAAAGUGACGUAGUAUGUGACGAAACAGAAGACGAAAUUGGUGAAAUCACAAAUGAAACUUGUGUUGAAGGAAAUUAUUUUACAGAAAAUAACGAGAGCACAGAAGACUAUUGUAGUGAUAGAAGUCAAGGAGACAAAAUAGACACUGUAUCAGAAAACCCUUCUACAAGCACUAUGACGGAUAAUUCAUCUAAAUUAUCGUUGAUAGAUCCAGCAGAGAUUUUAAAAAAUGUUAAAAUUCAAAAUGAAAGGCUUGCAGAGAAAGAUGAAAAGUUAGAAAGGUUAGAGAAAAAUAGCGCAGCGCUUUUGAAGAAAACCCAAAAUACGGCUAAAUUUAGUGAAAAAAUUGACAGGACGUUGGAUCAUCUUAUCAGUCGGCCCACAUCUGUCGUGCAAGAUUCUAAAAAUAACUCUAGAACUGGUAUUGUAUCUGAAAGCGGACAUAGAAACAACGAAUCGGAUACGCCUCAAGGUGGCAAAAAUGAAAUGUCUAUUAAAACUCAUACUGAAAGUUUGCCAAAAUUAAAAAAUGAAAUUGAUAUUAAUAUUGUAAAAGGCGUCAAUUUACAACAACCUGAUUUCAUUGAAGAAACAGAUCAGAUUAAUUAUGGUAAUGAUCCUAAUUCAUCGUAUUCUCAUCAUUUAACGGAUGAUCAGGAACUUUUGAAACAAAAUACGAUAAUUAAUAAAAAAGAAGUGCAAGAUUCUGUCGAUUUUUCACUCAUUUCUACCGAAACAUCCGAACCAACAACUUCUGGUGACAUGGGUCAUGAAGCAAGAUUUGCAGCACGCGAUUUGCGCCUUAAGAGAUUGGAAGAGCAGACAAAAUCUCUUGUGAAUAAAGUCAAUAAAACUACAACAAAAGGCGUAAAAAUUCACUACAAAUUGGAAGAGCUUCACAACAUCUACGGCUCAGAAAGUUCCCGAGCUGGGACGCCUUCUGAAGAUACAGAGGAUAAGUCGCAGAAAGAAGAUGAUUCGACAGAGGAAUAAAUGUUCAGUGUUUUUUUAAUAUAUAUCAAGAAUCUGUAUUAAAAAUCGUAUUGAUGUCAUUAAACAAAUAUUUAUUCAAAAAUAAA